AUGGAGACGACAUCGUUAGGCGGCGGCCGGCCAUGGGCCCAUGCCAUGAUCUCGACGGCAGCCACUCUGGCACGACGAGAUAAUACGCAGUCGGCGGGGAAUGGCCAGAAGAGCCAAGGCAUCGGCAUUGUGAGCUUCUUGACGGCCAUUCUGGUCUCCGUCAUCAUUUUCUUCGUACAGCUUUUACUUUUCGUCCUUUUGAGGAACAAGUUAGCAAGGGUUUUCAAGCCCAAGACGUAUCUUGUCCCCGAGCGCGAACGAACCGACUCGCCGCCAAACAACUUUUUUACUAUGAUCAGGGCCCUGAUCAUGUAUAAUGAUCGACAAGUCAUCAACAAGUGCGGGCUUGACGCCUACUUUUUCCUUCGAUAUCUUAAAACCCUCCUCAUCAUUUUCAUACCCAUUUGCGCCAUCGUCAUGCCCAUCUUGAUUCCCAUCAAUUAUGUUGGCGGUCGCGGCAAAAAUCUUGAUUUUCGCACCAACAGCACCGAUUCGGAUUCAAGCACCAAUAGCACCGAUCCUGCCUUUGUACCCACAGGUCUAGACACCCUGGCCUGGGGCAAUGUCAAGGCGACCGAGACUGGUCGCUACGCCGCUCAUUUGUUGAUGGCAAUUCUCGUCGUCCUCUGGGUCUGUGGAGUCAUCUUCUUCGAGAUGCGCGCGUAUAUCAAAGUUCGUCAAGACUAUUUGACAAGUGCGGAACACCGGCUGAGGGCCUCUGCCACAACGGUGCUCGUCAACUCCAUUCCCUCCAAAUGGCUCAGUGAGGAUGCGCUGUCUGGUUUAUUCGACGUCUUCCCAGGUGGGAUUCGGAAUAUUUGGAUCAACCGUGAUUUGACGAGUCUCCUGGACAAGGUAAACCUUCGAGAUAAGAUUCAUGCUCAGCUUGAGGCCGCCGAGACUGAACUGAUCCGGGCAGCCAAAAGGGCUCAGCUUAAGAAGCGAAAUGCCGAGGAAAAGAAGCAGCGCAAGGGGCUAUCGAAGAAAGAAAAGGCCGAUCGUCAAGCUGAGGAAGACGCAGAGGCCAAACGAAUGGCAAACAGUGGCGAAGGGACCAAUGACGGCAAGCAGCACCACGUCCCGCACACAGUUGCCGAGGGCGUUAGGGAGUCACGGAUUGAGGAUAGCCACAAAAGAAAGAUGCGCAAGCUCCACGACGUCCGAGAGGAAUCCGAUGAAUCUUCAUCAGACUCUGACGACGACCGGAAAUCCAAUUCGUCUGACGGCAGCAGCGUGGCAGUACUUAGGAAUAUCAAGGGAGCUUUCAACAAGGCUGGCGAUCAGAUCGACGAGGUUGGGAUGAAUAACGGCUUUAUAACUUUGGCGCGCAAACAGACUCUUCCCGGAGAAGACGAUACUCCAAACCGAGGCUAUCAGUCCUUUGAGGCCCACCGCACGCAUACACAUUCGCGGGGGGCAUCCAAUGCGUCGGCUGCUAGCUCUACCAGAGCUAUUCGACAGAACGCACCGGUUACGGUGGAAGGCAACACGGUUCGAAAGCUCGAGAACAUCGACGAUAUGUACAACAUGGAGGAACCAAAGUUCUGGGAAUUCUGGAAGACACCUGCCGGCGGAUAUGCAUCUCCAGUCCCUCAGCAAAACGAGGCAGACGACUAUAUAGGCAAGCAAGGGCCUGAGAAGAGGACGCUGUGGCAGAAUAUAAAGGGCGUUCUUCCUUUUACGAGCGAAAAGGCCACCGAGACAACCGACUACCCCGCUGUCUACUUCAACGAGGAAUACAAGGUGGAGGAGGAAGAAACCGAUGCCGAGUGGGCGAAAUAUCUCAGGAAAAAGGACCGUCCAACUCAUCGACUACCGCCCUGGGGAGUGACAUGGCUGCCUGGCCUUCCGUUAUUUAACACAAAAGUUGAUACUAUUUAUUGGUGCAGAACCGAGCUGGCCCGAUUGAAUAUGGAAAUUGACGAGGACCAACAGCACCCCGAAAGGUUCCCCUUGAUGAACUCGGCCUUCAUACAAUUCAACCAUCAAGUGGCUGCCCACAUGGCUUGCCAGAGCAUUAUCCACCACAUCCCCAGGCAAAUGGCACCACGAGUGAAUGAGAUUUCACCCCGAGAUGUCAUUUGGAGCAACAUGGCCCUCUCAUGGUGGCAGGAAUGGGUACGUACAGGUGCCGUUACCCUUGUCGUGUUGGCCAUGAUCUUCCUGUGGGCCAUUCCCGUUGCGUGGACGGCCGCCUUGGGCCAGCUGGAUCAGCUUAUCCAGCAGACAUCUUGGCUCGGCUUCCUGAGAGAUAACAAGGCUCUCGAGAAUGCGGCCAAGGGUGUUGCAGGUGUUCUCCCGGCUGCCGUGCUCGCCCUGCUCCUCAUCCUCGUUCCGAUGAUUCUGAACAUCCUUGGUGAGAUCAGGGGCGCCAAGACCGGAGCCCAAAAGGCAGAGUUUGUGCAAGUAUUCUAUUUCGCCUUCCUCUUUGUCCAAGUUUUCCUCAUUGUCUCCAUUGCCUCGUUCUUUGCCGCUUCGAUCGACAAACUGGUCGACAAUAUCACGGAGCUCGACUCGGUCACCGCCGUGCUGGAUCUUCUCGCAACGAACUUGCCAAAGGCUGCCAACUAUUUCUUCUCUUACAUGAUUCUCCAGGCCAUGUCUACCAGUUCCGGUACUCUGUUGCAGAUUGGAGCCCUCUUUGUGUGGUUCAUCUUGGCUCGAUUGCUGGACAACACCGCACGCAGCAAGUGGUCUCGAAACACCACACUGAGCGAUGUCAACUGGGGAACAUUCUUUCCCGUCUACACCAACUUUGCCUGCAUCGCCAUCAUCUACAGCGUCGUCGCGCCCCUCAUUUCUAUCUUUGCCGUCAUCACGUUUGGGCUCCUCUGGGUGGCUCAGCGGUAUUCCAUGCUUUACGUUACUCGGUUCGAAGUCGAUACCGGCGGUGUGCUGUAUCCUCGUGCGCUCAAUCAAACGUUUACGGGUAUUUAUGUUAUGGAGCUCUGCCUCGCCGGAUUGUUCUUCAUCGUGGUAGAUGAUUCAGGCACCCACACCUGCACGCCACAUGGUAUUGUCAUGAUUGUGGUCUUGAUCCUUACGAUUCUUUACCAAAUCCUUCUGAAUAACUCGUUUUCGCCUCUGUUUCGAUAUUUGCCCAUCACGUUUGAAGAUGAGGCUGUGCUGCGUGAUGAAGCCUUCCAGCGAGCCCAGGACCGCCGCUUUGGGCUAUCGGGCGACUCAGACAUUGACGAUCACGAGGACGUUGAAGGCGGCCAAAGGGAGGAAGGUGGCACAGCAGAAAAGGCCUCCACCUCGAUGGAAAGCAGAGAAGAUAUCGAGCUGAGCAACAUUCAGCCAGGAAAGGGAAAAGUACGACUUGCAAACCCUGUGAAGAAAGUAGGAUCCUGGGCCAAGGGAGGCGGAAAGCAGGUGGGAUCCUGGGCAAAAGGAGGCGGCAACCAACUCCGAAAGCUGGCCAUGAUGGAUAACAACUCUCAAGCUGCCGAGUACCGACGAAAGCAGCGAAGCAAGGAUCUCGAAGCGCAGCGUGCCAUAGGAGAGGCGCUGUACGGAGGGAUCCACGACGAAAUCGAGGACCUUACCCCCGAAGAGAGAGACGUCCUGGUUCGACACGCGUUCCUCCACUCAGCUCUGCGAGCUCGUCGACCUGUCGUUUGGGUUCCUCGAGAUGACAUGGGCAUAAGUGACGAUGAGGUCCGCCGAACCCGCAAGUACAGCGAGCACAUAUGGAUCAGCAAUGAAGGCACGGCGCUGGACAGCAAAGUGCGAGUGGUGUAUGGCAGAUACCCGCCGGAUUUUUCGGAGAUUGAUCUGAUUAACCUAUGA
Trichoderma aggressivum f. europaeum is the source of this 3792-nucleotide messenger RNA. RefSeq lists its product as uncharacterized. Lineage: Eukaryota; Fungi; Ascomycota; Sordariomycetes; Hypocreales; Hypocreaceae. Gene Ontology annotation, cellular component: plasma membrane. The transcript has 2 exons. Bases 1 to 3792 code for a protein of 1263 amino acids. Gene Ontology annotation, molecular function: calcium-activated cation channel activity. The record is from RefSeq and is a predicted model, not a curated record.